Messenger RNA from Halichondria panicea, 2342 nucleotides. RefSeq names its product cell cycle checkpoint protein RAD17-like. NCBI's taxonomy places the organism in Eukaryota, Metazoa, Porifera, Demospongiae, Suberitida, Halichondriidae. The record is from RefSeq and is a predicted model, not a curated record. Gene Ontology annotation, molecular function: DNA clamp loader activity; chromatin binding. Gene Ontology annotation, biological process: DNA repair; DNA damage checkpoint signaling; mitotic DNA replication checkpoint signaling. Bases 119 to 1960 code for a protein of 613 amino acids. The transcript has 18 exons.
CAGAAUGCAAGUGAACCAGCGUCGAUCUUUACCAAACACACAUGGCAGCUCCAACAGCUAUAUAAAGAUACAAGAACCAGAAAUCCAUUCUACUAAAGGUUCCUGAACAGUUGAGGUCAUGAAGAGAGGCAAGAGUAUUUCACACUGGAUGACCAGUGCUCUAACAAAGGGGGCUAGUAGUGCACCUGUCAGUAGCGUAACCAAGGAAACCAAGAGCAAAGCAUCCACUGGCUCUCGUAAGAGGAAGGCUCCGAACAGACCACCAGUCAAGAAGGAGGUUCAUAAUGAAGUGGAUACUUCAGACUGUGCUGGAGGGGAUGAAUUGCCCUGGGCAGCUAAGCACCAGCCCAAAACUGCUGUCGACCUAGCCGUCCACAAGAAGAAGAUAGAAGAGGUCCAACAAUGGCUGGAGUUUGCCCUCUCACCUACUGCCCACCACCCCAUAGUGCUACUCACUGGCCCUCCAGGGUGUGGGAAGACGGCUACCCUCCAAGCCCUGUCAUAUGACCUCUCAUUCUCUGUCGUUGAGUGGGUCAAUCAAGUCAAUAGUACAAAGAUAGAAGUGAGUGACGAUAUGACACUGUUCCCAGAGUCUCAGUCCCGACAGUUUCUGAUGUUCCUCACCCGAGCCAAUCGCUACCCCACCCUCCACUUAGGGGGUGGGGAUUCACCGUACACCACCAGGAAGGUCGUCCUAGUUGAGGAGUUUCCUAAUGCCUUUCUCAGAGAUCCCUGUGAAUUUCAUCGACUUAUAAAGUCCAUAUCACGCAGUCUCAUCUACCCUCUGGUGCUUAUCUCAUCAGAGACUCACCAUGGCAACUCCUCUAACAAACUAUUCCCCACAUCUCUCCUCGCUGAACUGAACAUACACACCAUCUCCUUCAACCCUGUGGCCCACACCAGCCUCGUCAAAACAUUACAGAAAAUCUCCACUUUAGAGUGUGCCGCUACUGGUCGAGGGGUCAGGGGGGCCGAGGGGGGUAAGUUUCACAUGCCCCCCAGAGAGGUGAUUGAGCGUCUGGCAGACAGCUCGGCUGGAGAUGUGAGGAGUGCUGUCAAUGCAUUGCAGUUCACUUGCCUCAGAGACUCCACUGAUCUCUUGUCUGGAGGGCCACACCCACCCAGGACUGACAAGAGGUCUGUUAAACUCUUACGACAAAGGAGCAGCUCUUCAGGGAGACUAAAGCGACAUGGCAGCACUGACUUCUCUAAACCGUUCUCUAUUGGAGGGAGGGACUGCUCACUCUUCUUGUUCAGAGCACUGGGGAAGAUACUCUACUGCAAGAGAGACACAGAGGCUGAGACCACACCCACUCUACCAGCCCGGCUGCAGCUAUGUGAAAGGUUACCCUUGCUGGUGAACCCAGAGGAGGUACUGGAACAUUGUCAGCUGAGCAGUGAGAUGUUUGCACUCUACCUACAACAGAACUACCUCGCUUUCUUUGACUCUAUGGACGACGCGACAGAAGGCAUUGCGUACCUCAGUGAUGCCGACCUACUCAGUAGAUUCUGGUCAGACUCCAAGGAGACUCGUGCAGUGCUGCAGAGCUAUGCUGGUAGUGUGAGCUGCAGGGGGCUUAUGUUCAGUAACAGGUCCACAGCCGGGGGCAAGUGGAGGCCAUUGCACAAGCCUCAAUGGAACAGUGUCAAGAAACAGUAUUUUGAGAACUGCUCAACGGCCCGAGGCCUAUUUCUACAUUUGGGGGCUUCCCCUUUUGCUCAUCUGUGGACCCCUAUUGAGCUGCAGACGGAGAUUCUUCCGUUCCUGUCUCUCGUCAACCCCCCGCUAAGAAACUCAGAUUUACUGUGCGUGUGUUGUGACGUCAUGUACCUCGUACAGGGCAAGCGUCGUUCCUACAGACUCUCUCCCACUUCAAGUCAGCCUAUCAAAGACACCACGCCGAGACACUGGGAGAGAGGGACACUGAAGGAGUUAACGAUGAAACUCCCUCGAGCUUAGACUACAAGAGCAAUGGCCGACAGAGCCGCACAUCAGGGGAUGCUCUCUCAUCUCAAGGCUCCUCCCACACACCCUCACAAGACCGGAGAGAGGACUCCGAUAUCGAGAUCGGGGAUUUUGAUGACGAUCUAGUUUGGUAGAGUGGUUUACUCUAGCUAAUUGAGACUGCUUUCUCCGUGGUUUUCUGACUCUCCUGCCCACUCAUUUCUGCAUUAUUGUUAGGUUCCUAAAUUGUAAUUAUCAUCUGCCUCUUUUCUGCGUACACAGUGACACUAUCUGCACAGUUAUCUUAUUUAAUCAUCUGAACAAUCAUUGCUUAUCAUGUUACGAAUUGUGAAUAUGAAAGAACCAAUUUGUUGAGCAACCAAACGACUUUUUGAGU